This is a messenger RNA of Frieseomelitta varia, 1431 nucleotides long. RefSeq names its product CD63 antigen-like. Lineage: Eukaryota; Metazoa; Arthropoda; Insecta; Hymenoptera; Apidae. The record is from RefSeq and is a predicted model, not a curated record. Bases 176 to 904 code for a protein of 242 amino acids. The transcript is spliced from 5 exons. Gene Ontology annotation, cellular component: membrane.
CGCUUGAACACAGCCACGCGAUAACUGUCUGAAAGUAGUGAAUCGUUACAAUGUUGUUAGCCGGUUUGUGCUCCUUUUUUAAACGUUGGUGAAGUGAGGAAAAUACAGCGUAGUUAUAUAGUAUUUUGUAUUUUGUCAAUUGACGAAAAAGAUUUUGUUCAGUUGUAAGCAAACCAUGGUCAGCACUAUGAAAUUAUCUCUUGGUUCACGAUGCGUCAAAUAUCUGAUGUUCAUCUUCAAUCUGCUCUUUGUUAUCACGGGUAUAAUAUUAUUAUCCAUUGGCGUUACGAUACAGGGAGUUUAUUACAAUUAUCAACACUUCUUGGAUAAUAAAUUUUUAUCAGCUCCUUCUCUGUUGAUUGCAAUUGGCACAAUUAUCUUUUUCAUCGCCUUUUUCGGGUGUUGCGGCGCUGUACGCGAAAAUUAUUGUAUGAUAGUUACGUUUACGUCGUUGUUGGUCAUCGUUUUUAUUUUGGAACUCUCAGGUGGUAUAUCUGGAUACGUUCUGAGAGCGAGAGCUUCAUCAAUUAUUCAGGAGAAAAUGAAAGAGUCAAUACAACAGUAUCAAAAUAAUUCAGAGAUAUCAACCGUUUGGGACAAUCUACAGCGCGAUUUCCAUUGUUGUGGUACAACUAACGCGACCGAUUGGGUAACUAUUGGACAUAUGAAAGAGACAAAUAUUCCAGCCUCGUGCUGUAUGGAAAUUACAGCACCGAAAAAUUGCACUAUUACGUCCCCAACAGUGCAAAGCACAGGUUGCUAUAAUACGUUUGUUUCUUUUAUUAAAUCACAUGCUGUACAACUUGGUGGUGUUGGACUUGGCAUUGCUUUCGUUCAGGCAAUUGGAAUCUGGUUCUCAGUUUUCUUAGCUCGAUCGAUUAGAAACAGUUAUGAGACUGUAUAACGUGCAUUCUGCUAUUUAAGAAUACAUACAGUGAUAAAAAUGAAAAUUAGAAAUUAAUCCCAAACGGAACCAUUAUUAUAAUCAUAGUUCCAUUUAAGAAUACAUCCAUAAAAAAAUAUUUUAUAUUUCCAAGACUUACUAUUAUAUAAUCAAAGAAAAGUGUUAUUGUGCAAUGCAUAACGGGUUUUCUACUAAUAUUGAGAUAUUUAAAUAUUUUCUUUGUUAUUAAUGAUAAAGGUUUAUUUGAAUGAAUAAUUAAGUAAAGAAAAAUAAAAGAAGACCGGAAAAUGUUUGCCUUUUAUGUUACAUCAUAUUCUCCUUUGGGAAUCAGUCAUUCAUUUCUCAAUAUCGUUAAAAACAAAGAAGAUAUUUAAAUAUUUUAGUUUCAGCGACUCAUUCUGUCUACCAGUGCAUAUAUUACCAGUGAAAUAUAGUAUGAAAGUUAUGAGAUUUCUAUCAGAUUAAAUGUUAUGUAUUUGAUUAUAUGUACUUACAUAAAAUAAAAAAUAUGUACAUAAAAUAAAAAA